GAAAUAUUGAAAUCUGGUAGCUCUGCAUAUUUUAUAUUUCAGCUCGUUGUUGUGACAUUUGCAGUAUUUUUGUUUUUAAACUUUGAAAAAUGUCAACAAACAAAGGACGCACAUUGUUAAAAAGUUCUAUGAUAAAAGAUGAACUGCAGGAUGAUGGUGGUUUAUUAUCACUAGAAAAACUGGAUCGUGCUUCACCAGAUUUGUGGCCUGAAAAAAUACCGGGCAUUACGGAUUUUAUUGCUAUGAGUGACACACCUAUUCGGACACCUGCACCUGAGUGGUCCAGAGGACUUUCCCAAGAGGAUAUGUCAGCUAUGUUGGAGUUAAGUUCUUUGAAGCCAGAUGCUUUGAUUAUGGAGAUUAAAAAGAUUUAUGACGAUGCCUAUCAACUAGGUGUUAGCGAAGCCAAAGAAAUGACACGGGGGAAAUAUUUAGGCAUAUUUAACAAUGCGAAGAAAAAAGCUAUUUAAAUUAUCUUUUAAAUUACUCAUUAAACGUUAGCAUUUGAAAAAAAUUAGGCAUAUUUCAUAAUGCUAAAAAAGACUGUUUAAGUUACAUAUUAAAAAUAAAAUAUAUCUAAUCACAAUAAA
Molecule: messenger RNA, 590 nt
Organism: Calliphora vicina (urban bluebottle blowfly)
Lineage: Eukaryota; Metazoa; Arthropoda; Insecta; Diptera; Calliphoridae
Gene: lin-52
Product: lin-52
Exons: 4
Coding region: 90-470 (126 amino acids)
Biological process (GO): regulation of DNA-templated transcription
Cellular component (GO): DRM complex
Source: RefSeq, a predicted model, not a curated record